AUGGAUGCUGAAUUGGAGGCAAAUAUAAUAAAGACAGCUGAAUACGUUCGAGAGCAUGGGAAGGUCUUAGAAGAUAGAUUGCUGAGAGAAUCGGAGGAUAAAUUUCCGUUUUUGAAUAGUCAAGAUGCCAACCAUAGUUAUUAUGUGUCAUUAUUAAAUGGUGAAACAGAAAGUGUACCAAAAUCGAAGCGGGUGGAACCAACAGAUACUGUACCUGAAGAACCACCAUCAUUCCUGUUUAUAAACUAUGAUGAAAACCACUCAGUACCAAGUUCAGACCUUGAAAUAAUAAAGAGAACAGCGGAGUUUGCAGUCACCUCCGGAGGGGAGGCUAGCAUAGGGACUGACGGUGCUUUAGAAAAUGCUAUACGUCUGAUCCAGGACAAAUUUGGUAACAAUGAAACUUUCAAAUUUUUGGAACAUGACCAUACUUUGUACCAGGUAUUUAUUGGAUUUGUGAACAGGUAUGCCCAUAUAGUGCAUAAUAAGAGGAGACGUAUUUUACCACAACAUAAACUUAUAGAACAAUGCUUUAAGAGGGCUACAUAUAAUGAAUACACUAGUCUCAUCACAACAAAUAAUGACAAUUUGCAAAAAUCUUUUAAGAUACGGUUUGCGGCAAUUAAAUGGUUGGACUUUAUAAAUAACGAGAAAUGCAUUGUCAAAUUAGAUCAAUGGUAUAAGGAACAAAAAAUAGAGGAUGAUGGACGUACAAUCUUUAAAACCCCAUUAAAGUUUGAAGAACUUGCUCAGAAAAAUAUAUCGAAAGAAUUGACGAAAAAAGCUCUGAAUGAGUAUUUCUUAAAGCCCAAAGAUGCCGUUAUUAAUAAAGAAGCAGAAAAUACAAAGACUGCUAAUGAACCCACCAAGAAGCGCAAAGGUAAAAUUAUCAAGGAAGCUGGUGAAACAAGGAUGAGGAGAAAAAAGAGAAAAUGA
Molecule: messenger RNA, 936 nt
Organism: Maudiozyma barnettii
Lineage: Eukaryota; Fungi; Ascomycota; Saccharomycetes; Saccharomycetales; Saccharomycetaceae
Gene: PRP21
Product: Prp21p
Exons: 1
Coding region: 1-936 (311 amino acids)
Biological process (GO): mRNA cis splicing, via spliceosome; regulation of alternative mRNA splicing, via spliceosome
Cellular component (GO): catalytic step 2 spliceosome; U2 snRNP; U2-type prespliceosome
Molecular function (GO): RNA binding
Source: RefSeq, a predicted model, not a curated record